GCAUCUUCACUAGCUAUGUCAGUGUAUGCCAAAGAAUCAAUCAAUUCCUUAAUAAAUGUAACAUCUACAUCCAUUGGGAGCCCAUCAAACACUCUUACAUUAUCACCAAUGUAAGUCAUUUCACCACCCUGGGGUAACCGAUUACUAUCAGGAAUAUUACCUCCGAUGACUGGAAGAGUGAAUAAAUUGCAAGUUUUGUAAGUUUAGGGAAUGAAGUACAACUUUGUUGUAAGUUUAGGGAGUGAGUGUGUAGUUUACUCUGUCCUUACCCUUAUACCCACCAUUCCCCAUUCCCCAUUCCCCAACGGCCAACACCGAAAAAUCAACAAAACCCCAUUUAACUAUUCAAUAGAUAUUUAAGUUGAAACAUAUUUCUCCAAAUUGAAGAUGAAACUAUGCCGUUUAAUCAGUAGAACAUCAAGCUUCUCAUUGAGAAAGGUAUGUUCUGGGUUAAAUUGGUACUCAACUCAGGGAAACAAAGGACUCUACAGAAGAAUAUUUCCAUUAGGUAAACCCUGUGAAUCACCUCCAUCAAUUCUUGAUCAAUGGAUUCAGGAGGGUCUUCCUGUUACUCAGAAUGAACUUCGUGUCAUUAUUAAACAGCUUCGCCAUUUUCGCCAUUACCAAUAUGCUCUUGAGGUAUCCAAAUGGAUGAGUGACAAAAGAUACAUGCAUCUCUUAAUUGGCGAUGUUGCUAUUCGUCUAGAUUUGAUUGCAAAGGUCCAUGGAAUUGAAGCAGCAGAGUAUUACUUUAAUAAUACUCCAAAGCAGAUGAGGACAGUUGAAGUUUAUGGUGCACUUCUCAACUGCUAUGCACAUGCAAAAUGUGUGGAUAAAGCAGAUGCUGUCAUGCAUAAGAUGAGGGAAUUUGGAUCUGCUGUAAGUACUGUGAAUUACAAUGCUAUGUUGAACGUUUACUACCAAACAGGAAACUAUGAGAAAGCAGAUGCCUUGAUUUGUGAAAUGGAGUCAAAACAUAUAACAUUUGAUAAAGUCACUUAUGGCAUCCUACUGCAUAAUUCUGGAGCUGAUUCCGAUGUUGAAGAAAUUGAGAAAGUUCUGACAAGAAUAGAAUCUCAUACUGAGUCCAAUAUUAGUUGGAAAACAUAUGCUGAUGCUGCAAAUCAAUUUCUUAAAGUAGGAUAUGCAGACAAGGCUUUGGAGUCACUUAGAAAAUCAGAAAAGUUGAUACUUUUAGAAAAGAACAAGAAUAAGGCGUUUUCAUGUCUCCUUACUCUUUAUGCAACAGCAGGAAAUAAGGAAGAAGUGCUAAGAACAUGGAAUGAACGCAAAAAAUUUAUGGUCGUUUACAACAGAGACUAUAUCUGCAUCCUGAGCUCAAUAUUGAAGUUUGAUGACAUUGAAACCGCUGAAAAUAUUUUCAAGGAAUGGAAAGCCAGUGAUCUCAACAAAGAUAUCCGUACUCCAAAUCUCUUGAUCAGCUUUUACUGCAGAAAUGGUCUAGUUGAGAAGGCUGAAGCCUUAAUAGAGAAUGUGAAUUUGGAAAAUUGGGAAAAACCUAAUGCAUCAACAUUGUUUUGGAUGUCAUUAGGUUAUUUCCAGAGGAAUCAGAUGCAAAAGGCAGUGGAAGCAAUGCAGUCUGCUCUCCUGAAAUUUAAGGCUGGAUCAAAUUGGAAGCUUAACAAGGAAAACACGGUGGCCUGUUUAAAGUACUUGAAAGAUGAAGGAGAUGUGGACCGAUCAGGUGAAUUUGUAUCCUUACUCAAGGACAAGGGAUUUAUAUCAGAGGAAGGAAGUCACCAAUUGCUUGCUUAUUUUUCUGAUAAAUAUGCAUUUGAUGAUGAAUCACUCGCCAGUGUUUUAGAUGGGAAUGAAGACUGUAUAAAGGUGCUGAACUGAUCAAAAUAUGUGCUUUAUCAUCAGAAAACGAAAUAGGAAAUCGUUAUCGCCCUCCAAUGAAAAAAACGAUGUGAUUUUUUUUGUAUUGCGGGUGCAUUGUGUACAACUGUGUUAGUCAUGCCAAAAAAAAAACAAUGGAACCAAAAUUUGUGGGGGGUUUUCUUUGGGUUUUUUUUAUUUUUAUUUUUAUUUUUAUAAAGUCAUUAGCUAGAUGCAUAAGAUUUACUCGAUUAUAAAACUCUAAGUAUAGUGUAUACGUGCCUUAACAAAUUGUAAUUGAUAACAAUUAUCUUGAUGUUCUACUUAUUGGACAUAUAAA
Messenger RNA from Chenopodium quinoa (quinoa), 2179 nucleotides. Its product is annotated as pentatricopeptide repeat-containing protein At2g20710, mitochondrial-like. The transcript has 2 exons. NCBI's taxonomy places the organism in Eukaryota, Viridiplantae, Streptophyta, Magnoliopsida, Caryophyllales, Amaranthaceae. Gene Ontology annotation, cellular component: mitochondrion. Gene Ontology annotation, molecular function: protein binding. The record is from RefSeq and is a predicted model, not a curated record. Bases 388 to 1860 code for a protein of 490 amino acids.